GAGAGAAGAGAGAGAGAGAGAGAAGAGAGUGGGGGGUAUAGCGCCGUUUGGGCUCACAUCCACACAGAGAGGAUUGAGGAGUGCAGAGAGAGGCAGAAGCACGUUGUCUAUCAGGAGACUGGCCAUCAGUGACAGCCAAACAGCAGAGCAGAGACUGGUGAUAUCGACCCGGUCCUGAUCCAGAAGUACAACACUCCAGGCUUCGUGGGCUGUCUGUCGCGAGUGCAGUUCAACGGCGUGGCUCCGCUGAAGGCAGCGCUGAGGUCUCGCACUCCUGCGUCCGCCGUCUCCCACUCGGGCAAGCUCGUCGAGUCCAACUGCGGCGCGUCUCCGCUCACCAUCCCGCCGAUGUCCGCCGCAACCGACCCCUGGCACGUGGACGGAGGUCCUGGCUUCCCGUUUAACGAGGAGAGAGUCAUCCCAGAUGCAGUCAACAGAAACUCCGCAAUAAUCGGAGGUAUCAUCGCCGUGGUGAUAUUCACCGUCCUCUGCACGCUGGUGUUCCUGAUUCGCUACAUGUUCCGCCACAAGGGGACCUACCACACCAAUGAGGCGAAGGGGGCGGAGUCGUCCGAGUCUGCGGACGCCGCCAUCAUCGGAACCGAGCCUCCGUUUACAGAGACCAUCGAGGAGAGCAAGAAGGAGUGGUUCAUCUGAGAGAGCGCCUCCUACAGGCCUGCCUGCGCAUAGCACCGCACAGCGCCACUGGUCCCGCAUCGCUCUGAGUGUCCA
Messenger RNA from Sardina pilchardus (European sardine), 732 nucleotides. RefSeq names its product contactin-associated protein-like 2. Gene Ontology annotation, cellular component: membrane; cortical cytoskeleton. Bases 349 to 657 code for a protein of 102 amino acids. The record is from RefSeq and is a predicted model, not a curated record. Lineage: Eukaryota; Metazoa; Chordata; Actinopteri; Clupeiformes; Clupeidae. The transcript has 4 exons.